AUGGCCAUUGCGCAAAGGUUCCUCAUCAGUAUGUCCUACGAGGCCAGCACGCACUGGACGUUGACUGCGAUUGUUCUCUUGGGGUUCAUAGUGGGGAUUGUGUCAUCAUAUCCUAUUCCAAGCAGGACAAAUGCAACUUUAUUGGAGAAAAGAUGGGAGACCCUCUUCUCCCGCUCCAUUCUGGGCAUCUCGGGGGAGAAAUCGGACCUGAACUGGGAGAGUGACUAUUUGCUAGGUAUCAAAAGAGUCCGGAGGCUCUACUGCAACGUGGGCAUCGGGUUUCACCUUCAGGUCCUCCCAGACGGCAGGAUAAAUGGUGUACAUAAUGAAAACCAGUACAGUGAGUUGCUUCCACAGAUGUAACGCAAUAGACAUCACAUAAAGGGGUCGUCAUCAAUAAUUGUGGAUCUAACAGCGUCUGUAGCCCAUUUUGCAUGAUGUGUCAUCAGUCGCGAAGGGAGCAUUGAAUGUCUUCUAGAGCAAAGACAAAUCUAUUAAAAACAGUAUCCAUCAGUGCUAACUAUCUCCUUAAUCUCAAACAUGACAUGAAUGUAUGGACGUAUUUAGACAACAACCUAUUUUUACACUGGCUCCUACAGUGGCCCAGAAACUAACAGUCACCAUGCACGUCCAAAAGGGCAAUUAUUAAGCAUACAUGAUAGCCUAAGCCUAUACAUUGCUGAGCAUACAUCGAAAAUUGAACGUGGGAAUUGAUAUAGAACAAAGACUCAGCAUCCUGCGUAGCAAUCUGCAAGGUUACACCCACAGACGCAGAGCAUAUGCUAUAAACAUUAUGAACUAUAUUUUGUACCGAUCUGAUCGGAUGUAUUUUUUCAAUAUCUAAUAUCUGGUAUUUUGUUCAAUUAGGUCUAAUAGAGAUCUCAACGGUAGAGCGAGGAGUGGUUAGCUUGUAUGGGGUAAGGAGUGAGCUGUUUGUCGCAAUGAAUAGCCGAGGAAGGUUAUACGGAACGGUAGGUAUGCACAGUUACAUUUAUUUUCCUGCAAUAUUUGUUAAUGGCUCAGAGAAUAGUGGCCUUUGCUAUUACGCUAUGACUGGUCGGGUUUUAUUUGCAUGUCAUAUAAACUAUUGGGUGUGCCUAUCUUAACGUGUGCUGUGAAUUAUGUGACAAUAAAUAUGAUAAUAGAAUGGUAGGCUAUUUGGUACUGUUAAUGAUAUGCUCCCCCUAUCUUAUUAUGCAUUAUUUUGAAAUUAUAGGCAGUAAAUGAGCUAAGGGCCUGUUCAUGGUUGAUUUGCCUUGGGCUAUAAUGAUGAGGUUAACAGACGCAUAAUUGUGUCACGCGCUGUAAUACGGCCCUGCGUUCGAGGGAAAGCCCCUGAUACUCCAGAACCUGUCAUCGGGACCUGGGACAGUAUGAAAUUAGUCCUUUAAAGAUUAAUAUUAGGCCUAUUUACAUGUUAGGUUACACUUGUAGGCUAUGGCUAUCACUGAUUGAAGUGCGUCCUCUGAUUAUGGACAUUGAACCAAGAGUCAGGAUUAUGGACAUUGAACCAAGAGUCAGGUUUGAUGAUUUCACAAGUGAUACCAUUAGGGAAUCUCUGACGGACGUCAUCAGCUCAGUCUUGUUGGAACUCCCAGCACAUCCUCUCUUUUCACAACGUAUUAUUGCAGAAAAUGGUCAAAAAUGUCUAUCCAAUAAAUAUUGUUAGAGAAAUGUUUAAACAAUAAACAAACACGAUUCGCAAUUAACAAAGUGCAAGGUGCGCACAAGAAGGCCCACAGCUUUCCAAUUGUGCAUGAAUGAACAGAGUCACCAAAAAAAUACAGUUACAAAGUGUAUGCAAUUAAAAACAUUUUGACAUCAAUAAUUGCACCAAUAAACAAUUGGUUAAAAUGCUAAUUAAUUACCCAUAUGGGUGAGAAAUAAGUGGCACAGCAGUGCUACCUGUGCAUAAUACCCCAGUCAUUGAUGUUUUAACGGGUUGGUUCACAUUUGCGUCAUCUUAUUAAUACACAUAAAUAAGUCUUAUUAAUACACAUAAAGUCUAUAGACCCAGGGAGUAAGCAAACCAACAUUUGUUUUUGUUAAUUAAGCUGCAGUUUAGCAUUGUCUUUAUCAAGCACAGAGUAUGGGAGUGGUAGGGCCUCUGUUAGCAUGCUCCCAAUAGCAUGCAUAAAUUACUCCAAAACAGCAACAUUCACAUUGUAAGUUCCUUUGAAAUUGAAUGAAUAUGAUAUUUCAGGAUUAUCUCAGUUGAUUUAAAGUUUUGAGUUCUAGUUUUCAAAAAUAUGUGGAAAAUGUACUUUUCGUUAGAUAUCCCCUCAAGGACAUACGUUUACGGUCUCAUAAACAAUUUUGUUUCUUAUUAAUUUUGGAUUGAGCAAGAGAUGUGCUAGUCUUCAGAGACAAAAGUUUGCAGGUUCAUGGCCUUCUCUCAACCCCAAAUUUGCUACAAUAUAUUAGUGCAUGGCUCCCCUACUUUACAUGUGAACCAACUCCGGAUGAGGAUGAAAUGAUUGCAUGGCAAGUAUUUUUCUGUGCAUCCUGUACAACCAUAUCAAACUGCUAACUGUGAAACUAGACUUGGCCACAUGUUUUCUUAGACCUUUUCUCCUUUGCUAUUUUCAGACAGUCUUCCAUGAUGAGUGCAAGUUCAGAGAGAGCAUGCUGCCAAACAACUACAAUGCCUAUGAGUCUUCCAUUUACAGAGGCUCCUACAUUGCUCUCAGCAAGCAUGGCCGUCUGAAGAGAGGCAAAAAAGCCACCACUGCCAUGACUGUCACACACUUCCUCCCCCGAAUAUGA
This is a messenger RNA of Coregonus sp. 'balchen', 2766 nucleotides long. Lineage: Eukaryota; Metazoa; Chordata; Actinopteri; Salmoniformes; Salmonidae. The record is from the annotation of a GenBank genome assembly.